CCAGCAGUAGUAGUGUUAGCAUGGCGCUUGAUGCAGGCUGCUGCUGGAGUUCUUUUCGUUGUGGAUUUUUUCAUAUCAAGCUGCGUUUAAGUAUCCAGCAGAGUUACGUUUAUGCUUUGUAUUGCUCUAUGGCUCUAAGGAAAAAUUGUCAGUAAAAACAAAAAUUAUUGGCUAGGUGAAGUAUGUCUCUCAGGUAGCUUGCUAACAAGUAACGUUAGCACGGAGGCUGAAAUUAGGAGACACAAGAGGACAAGUACACUUUUUACAAGAGUUCAUGCAGAUGCUAUGGCUAUAACUAAGGCAUGGGAGUGACAUGACAGUGCUGUUUUGACCAGACAGCUGCCAGAAACAUGUUUUUCUGCUGAAGUAGAGGCAGAACACACAGAGAAUGGAUGAAUCUGUGUUGUUGGAUUUGCUUGAGUGCCCCGUCUGUCUGGAGAGGCUGGAUGCCUCAGCAAAGGUUCUUUCUUGCCAGCACACGUUCUGCCGUCGAUGUUUGCAAGGCAUUGUGGGCUCACGUGGAGAGCUGCGUUGCCCAGAGUGUCGGACGCUGGUGGAGUGUGCUGUGGAUGAACUCCCCAGCAAUAUCCUGCUCGUGCGCCUGCUAGAUGGAAUCAAGCAGAGGCCACGAAAGACUGGUCUGGGGGCAGGCAUCUGCACAAAUGGUACUUCUGGAGCAGUGGCCAGAGUGCACAACAGCGGAUCUAGGGAACAGGGUCCCUCGCCAAGUGCACAGCCCCAGCGAGCUCAAGCUAAGAGCACCCUGGUCCGGGGUGUACCCCAGCUUCCCUGUGCAAAGGCACUCUACAACUAUGAUGGCAAAGAACCAGGAGACCUCAAAUUCACCAAAGGUGAUAUCAUCAUCCUGCGUCGGCAAGUGGAUGAGAACUGGUACCAUGGAGAGAUGGGCGGUGUUCAUGGCUUCUUCCCCACCAACUUUGUUCAAAUCAUCAAGCCACUGCCACAGCCACCACCUCAGUGUAAGGCUCUGUAUGACUUUGAGCUCAAAGACAAGGAAGCAGACAAGGACUGUCUGCCAUUCUCUAAGGAUGAUGUCUUGACUGUGAUCCGUAGAGUGGAUGAAAACUGGGCAGAGGGAAUGCUCGGCGAUAAAAUUGGAAUUUUCCCGAUCUCCUAUGUUGAGUUUAAUUCAGCAGCUCGGCAGCUCAUAGAGUUGGACAAACCGUCAGACUCCAGUGGAGACUCUGGUGAGGGAGCCUCCUCGGGACCUCAGAGCAAUGGGGCCCAGCGGGCAGGGGAGAAGAAGAACAGCAAGAAGCGUCAUUCCUUCACCUCUCUCACUAUGUCCCACAAACCCAUGCUGGCUCCUCCCCCUCAGCGGCACUCGAUGGAGAUUAGUGGUCCAGUCCUCAUCAGCUCCAGCAACCCCACAGCAGCUGCCCGAAUUGGAGAGAUUAGUGGGGGCCUUUCCUGCAGUGCACCUUCACAGGUACACAUUUGCACAACUGGACUAAUCGUGACCCCACCCCCUAGUAGUCCUGUUACUACAGCAGCAGUCUUCACAUUUCCUUCAGAGACAAGCUACACGUCCGUGCAUGUGGAUACUCUCCCGCCCCCGCCACCUCCUCCUCCACAGUCCUCUGUUAGCGGAGCAGCACAUUCAUUGGCGGCUGGACAGAGACCCUCCCCCAGCAUCGGCGACCAAAGCGGCAGACAGAGACCCACCGUCUACGUGGCACUGUUCCCGUAUACUCCUCGUAAAGAUGACGAGCUGGAGCUGAGGAAGGGAGAGAUGUUUCUGGUGUUGGAACGCUGUCAGGAUGGCUGGUUCAAAGGCACCUCUAUGCACACUGGAAAGAUCGGCGUGUUCCCUGGGAACUACAUGAGUCCAGUCAGCAGAACAGCAUCUGGACACACUCAAACACCCAAAGUGCCCAUAAGCCUGUGCACUCAGGCUGGCAGAGGGAUCACCAUCGUCAGUCCCUCUUCUGCUCCUCAUGGUUCCAACAUUCCAGGUCCUGAUUUCAACAAGCCCCCGACUGUGUGUACCAGCACUGCUCCAGCCAACACCCAGUCAGCCGCCGUGGUCACAGUCACUCAGACAGCCACGGGUCAGCAGCCAAAGGCACCACUGCACAUCAGCUGCCAGAUGACUGUUCAUCAGGCUCGCAGCGCUGUCAGGCCAGUGGCUUGUCACAGUCACGAGCGGCCCACAGCAGCAGUGACACCCAUCCAGUGUGCAGCACCUGUGACCUACCUGCCGCACCUUGCCGUGUGUCCGCAGCCUUUGUCAGGUCCUACCCAAGGCUGUGCUCGGGCUGGACUAACCCUGGGCUGUGCUGCAGCAUCACUGACACCACCCAAUGUCAGCGCUGCAUCCUUAGACGGUGAGGCUGUGAGGCCCAUAAAUGUCCUCGCUGUGCCUGUUGGCAUGGGAAACGGCGCUGCUGUCAAUCCCGCAUCUACAAAUGCAGUUAUCAGCUGCCGACUGGAUAAGGAUGUCAAGAGAGAAAAGAAAAGUCUUCUCAAGCUGCUGUCUUCAAAUAAGAAGAAAGCUCGUUCUUCACCCCCCUCCUCUCCUACACUUGAGGCGGAGCAGGCUGCAGCCGGGGAGGUGCUGCAGGGUGCCGUGGGACAGGACACCUCCCCACCCUCUGGAUCUGCCAACUGCCUGGAGCCGGAACCUGCCGUUCCAGUUGUUGCCGUCGCCUCUUCCUCCUCCUCAAUCCAUGAGUCCUCCUAUCGGAAAACCAGCCCCCUUGAUGCAUGUGCCCCCAUCGCACCGCCUCCACGACAGCCGUGCUCCUCUCUUCUAUCUCAGCAGCAUGAUGCACGGCCCAUCAUAUGUGAGAGGUACAGGGUGGUGGUAUCGUAUCCUCCUCAGAGUGAAGCGGAGCUGGAGCUGAAGGAGGGAGACAUAGUGUUUGUUCACAGGAAAAGGGAAGAUGGCUGGUUCAAAGGCACGCUGCAGAGGAACGGCAGGACGGGACUCUUCCCUGGCAGCUUUGUAGACAGCAUCUAACACGCACGCACACACACACACACACACACCACAGUGACCCGCGGUCAUCAGCACCAUGACCCAGCUGACUGCUGUUGGCCUCGCCUUGUCAGUCACUGUACAAACCGAGAUCAGCACCAUCAGACUGACACUUUAGAGCUGUGAAUCUGGACAGAGAACAAAGAGCUCCGGGCUCACGUUGUCACUUAAAGCACGGCAGACGCAUUCUGAGAAGAGCAUACUACUCACGAACUUGAGUUUCUGUUUAAUUUAUAUCUUUGUAACAUUUCAGCUGUUAAAUUUGUGCCUUGUACUGUUUUUUCACUUUAUUGUAGAUAAGGACACAGAGGUGAUUAGUCCUUAGACAGUAUGAACUGUUGAUAGAGACCUGUCACAUUUUAACUUAUUUCAUAGUUUGGCCUUUUUGUUGUGCAACACUUCUAAGGGUUAAGCUUGCACAUGCCUUAUUAUGUCGCAAUUUACCACAUAGGCUUCUCCUUUAGACUGCUGAUAAGGACUUAAAUGUGUCAGCAGAUAAGAGCGGGUGCAUUCGGAUAUGUAUGAAUGAAAAUCAUCACACAGGACUGUACAGUGUGAAAGGAUACAUCCCCAGCUCCAAGGACAUUACCUAAUCCACAGGAUCUUAAGAGUCAUCUGCUGUAUUAUUGCACAUUCAGAUACACUCGCUACCAUUCGGAUGUUAUAAUUGCACAAAACAUUUCUCCAAACUGGGCCA
Thalassophryne amazonica is the source of this 3698-nucleotide messenger RNA. It is a transcript of the gene sh3rf1, whose product is annotated as SH3 domain containing ring finger 1. NCBI's taxonomy places the organism in Eukaryota, Metazoa, Chordata, Actinopteri, Batrachoidiformes, Batrachoididae. Gene Ontology annotation, molecular function: protein binding. The record is from RefSeq and is a predicted model, not a curated record. The transcript is spliced from 12 exons. Bases 389 to 2983 code for a protein of 864 amino acids.